Molecule: messenger RNA, 1706 nt
Organism: Camelina sativa (false flax)
Lineage: Eukaryota; Viridiplantae; Streptophyta; Magnoliopsida; Brassicales; Brassicaceae
Product: aladin
Biological process (GO): nucleocytoplasmic transport
Cellular component (GO): nuclear pore
Molecular function (GO): protein binding
Source: RefSeq, a predicted model, not a curated record
AAUUCUUCAAAAAUCAAAACCUCUCAGUCUAGUCCAAUUUCUCUCUCUCCGUUUCUCCGGCGAAUCUCCGUCGCCGUUCUCCGUUCACAGUCUGCUUUUAUCGCGAGUCUAAUCCACCAAAAUUGGGCUGAUAAGUAAUUGCUUUAGAUUCGAACACCGAACAAAACUUCCAAGUCACUGAGUUCAAUUUGAAAUUGCGGAUUCUCAUUCUACAACACACUCUACAGAAGAAGGACAAUGGCAUCUUUUCCUCAACCCGGUUCCGUCACCGUCUGCGAGAUCAACAGAGACUUGAUUACGGGUCAGAACUUGUCUGAUGAUCGAGCUCAAGAGACUUAUGGAAAACUUCUCGGAAUGGUGUUUAGCCCUGUUUCGUUCGACUCUACACCUAGCCCUCUGCAGGCAAAAGAGAAUGGAGAUAGAGAAGAAAGUGUUGUUAGAAAAGGACUUGUGGCUACUCUGCAAACCAUGGUUGCAGACUCUCUUAAACAGAUUUUACAACCCACCGAUGUAACUCUCCUCUCAGAGAUUGAUCUUCAAGGAGUGAGUUGGCAUCAGGGGAAGCAUAUUCUUGCCUUUAUAUCCGGUUCAAAUCAAGUUACAAUUCGUGAUUAUGAAGACAAAGAUGAGAAAGAACCUUGCAUUUUGACAAGUGAUUCCCAGAGAAGUGUUAAAGCCCUUGAGUGGAGACCAAAUGGUGGAAAAUCCCUAUCCGUAGCCUGUCGGGGAGGAAUAUGCAUAUGGGCUGCUUCCUAUCCAGGUAAUAUGGCAUUGGUUAGAUCCGGUGGUUCCGCGCUGAGGGGAAGUCUAUCUCGAGGAUCUGGAACUCGCUGGAUUUUGGUGGACUUUCUUCGGGGUCAUAAUGAUGAGCAAAUUAGUGCUCUCUCAUGGAGCCCCUGUGGAAGAUAUUUAGCAUCAGCCUCAUAUGACAGCUCAUCUUUCACCAUAUGGGAUGUUUCUCAAGGAGCGGGGACACCUAUUCGACGGGGACUAGGCGGCAUAUCAAUGCUCAAAUGGUCACCUACAGGAGACUACUUCUUUGCAGCAAGAUUUGAUGGGACGUUUUGCCUUUGGGAAACAAACACAUGGACAUCUGAGCCCUGGUCUUUGUCAACUGGAUCUGGAUCUGUCACGGGUGCAAUAUGGGAUCCUGAAGGACGGUUUAUCUUGAUUUCGUUUUCGAAAUCUUCAACACUGGGCUCAGUUCAUUUCUCAUCCAAGCCACCAUCCUUGGAUGCCCAUCUUUUACCGGUUGAAUUGCCAGAGAUUACUUCCCAGACUGGCUGUGAGGGAAUCAAAAAUAUAGCAUGGGAUGCAUCUGGGGAACGAUUGGCUGUAUCAUAUAAAGGAGGCGAUGACAAUUACAAAGGAUUGAUUGCCAUCUACGACACUCGAAGGACACCCAUUGUAUCAGCAUCACUAGUCGGUUUCAUCAGAGGACCUGGAGAAAACCCGAAUGCUCUCUCCUUUUCAUUCCAUGACAAGUUCAAGCAAGGUCCACUCCUUUCCGUGUGUUGGAGCACCGGAUUCUGUUGCACCUAUCCUCUCAUCUUUCGCUCACAUGUUCUUCCUUAGUAGCCAAAUGGUGCAAGUUUCCAAACAUUUUGGUUCUAUUGAUAGACUGGUUACUCUAUGUAGACGAAUGGCUUCUUUAAAGAACUCAUCUCGAAGUUAAAUCCAAAAACAAUGGUUGCAUUUGAAGUACA